Molecule: messenger RNA, 1957 nt
Organism: Elaeis guineensis (African oil palm)
Lineage: Eukaryota; Viridiplantae; Streptophyta; Magnoliopsida; Arecales; Arecaceae
Cellular component (GO): membrane
Source: RefSeq, a predicted model, not a curated record
AUAUAUAUAUGUAUGUAGAGUGGCUGUUUGUAUUUCCAUACUCUUUUUUUCUACUUUGGUCAGUGCCCCGUGGAAAUGACAAAGAAUCAUACCAGAUGCAGGGGAAAAAAAUGUGGUUCUGGUGAUCAUGCUUUUAUUUUUCACCCAGAUUGUAAAGGACGAAAUGAUCUAUGAUGGACCACACUCGUUAGAAUAGCCUGCAGGCAAUUAUAAAAAUCGCUUGGGUAGAAAACAUGAUCAGCUUUUAUGCAUGGAAACUACGUUCCAAGAUGCAGUGAAACAAAAGUUUGGUAGGAUGGUGCUUGCUUGCUCACACUAUUCAUGCGCACAGGAAAAGUUCGCUGCCCCACGCAAACCAUAUGAGCAGGGACAUCUCCUCUUCGUACACUUUCUAUUACCUGUCUGGUACGCAACACAUCGGCAGAACUUUUUUGGCUGGAGAAGAAGAGGAACUGCAAAAUUCUCCAAACACCUCUUCUCAUCCCAAGCCCAGACCAUCACCAUUCAAUUGGUUUGCCAUCAACAUGCGGAAGCUCUCCGGAUUCUCUGUGCGUUUCUCUUCUUCAGGAUCGAACUUGAGCUCGUUCACGGAGAUGCUAUCGAUGGAAGGACCCUCAGAAAAUUCUUGGCAGCCAGUCGUGACCGCUGAUACCACCACCCGGGACUAUUGGCUAAACUGGAGAGUUUUACUGUGUGGAAUAUGGGUGCUGUCUUGCAUGAUCAUAGCAGCCAUUCUGAUAUGGAAAUAUGAAGGUUCCAACUCCGAAAGAGAAGAAAGAGCAGAAACUCAACAGGAAACACUGGGAACUUUGUACGAGGACGAGUCCUGGAGGCCUUGUCUUAAAGAAAUCCAUCCUGCUUGGUUGCUGGCUUUUCGGGUUACCGCAUUUUUCAUACUUCUGGCGUUGCUCGUCGUCAAUGCUGUCAUGGAUGGAGGUGACAUCUUCUACUACUACACUCAGUGGACAUUUGUGCUGGUUACUGUCUAUUUUGGGCUUGGUUCUCUUCUAUCUAUUUAUGGGUGCCAUCAAUAUCUCAACGAAGUUGGUGGGGAUAAGCUGGACCUUGUAAGGCCAGAUGCAGAACGUGGCACAUACAUGGCUCCUGGAAUUGAGGACAAUUCAAAUACACAUGACUCGGUGAAAAUCUCUGGUUUCCAAUCAGAAGACAACAUUCGGGAAAUCGCUGGAUUUUGGGGUUAUCUAUUUCAAAUUAUCUAUCAGACAAAUGCAGGUGCUGUGAUGCUCACUGAUUGUGUCUUUUGGCUCAUCAUUUUUCCCUUUCUUGCUGUCAAAGAUUAUAGUCUAAAUUUUUUACUGAUUGGCAUGCAUUCGGUCAAUGCAGUUUUCUUAGUUGGCGAUACUGCCUUGAAUAGUUUGCGUUUCCCCUGGUUCCGGAUUGCAUACUUCCUACUUUGGACAGCAACGUAUGUCAUUUUUCAGUGGGUGGUUCAUGCUUGUGUCUCAAUCUGGUGGCCUUAUCCAUUUCUUGAUUUGUCGUCGCCUCAUGCCCCUAUAUGGUAUUUCGUGGUGGCAUUGAUGCAUAUCCCUUGCUAUGCUGUAUUCCCAUUGAUUAUAAAGUUGAAGCAUGCUCUGCUAGCCAGAUGGUUUCCUCAGUCCUAUCAUGAUAUGCGGUAAGCCAACAUGAAUCAGUAUUAUGUACUGUGGCUUCAUUCCUUACAGUGGCUUGCGAGAGAACAGUUGUUCCUCAGCUAGUUGGCCCUUCCAAACAGUUAUAUACAUGACGGCUGGUGGGAGCCCCAAACAGGCAGGAGAGUAGUUAAAAUCAAAUUGAAGAGCUAUUGGUUGAUUCUUUCUGUAUCAGUGGCAUAGACGCAUGAAAAAAAAUUUCCUUUCGGCUUCAAGUUACGAGUUUUGUAUUGGAAUAUUUAUACAUUGAGUUUAUAUAUAUAUUGUCACGCUUCCGAUCCGAGAUUAUGAAUCGAGGGUCAUGGCAA